CCCGGCGGGAGUACGUGGCGAAGAUGCUCAUCCUGCGAAAGAUGAUGUCCAUCCCCGUCCAGGUAGAAACUGUGACGAUGGCGAGAGUACGCGACGCGCCCGAAGGGGGGGGCGCAUCUACUGGGGGAGGCGACGACGACGACGUCGUUGAGGGAUGCGCAACCGGUUCGGACCCGCUGUUCUGGCCAGCAGUUCGAAGCACGGCGGACGGCAAGGAGGACGUCAAGCACGUGCUAGUUCACGGCGAACUUCGGGCCGAGGGGGGGGAACGUGGCUGCACGCGUGUACCGGUGGACAAGAGCGACUUGGUGAUGCGCGAUGGCAAGGGGGACUACAGCUUGGUGCCCGAUCUUCAAGUGCGCGACUUGUACGUGGCGAAGAAGAAGAAGGAGGAAGCGCUUUUCUGGCCAGCCCGGCGGAUCGUGGAUGGAGAGACGGAGUACAAACACGUGCACGUCCACGACGGCGAGCGUCCCUGCGGGGUCUGCGUGCGAAUAAAACCGAACGCUCUCAACGUCUCACUGCGGUGCGAGUGCCGCGACUGCAAACGCAAGCCGUUUGACAGCUCUUCGCGGGUCCCUUUCAACCCGCGUGACCUGCUGGGGCGGGACGGGCGAGGGGAUUUCUGCUUGGUGCCCGACCACGAGGUCCUCGCCCUCUACUUUCACGACGAGACCACGGCGAAGGAGAACGACGACGGCAGCAACCAGUGGGUGUCGGUGUUGAAGGGCGCCGCCAUCAAGAAGAAGGGGGAAGGACGCGCCGCGCACAUCUCUGACAUCAUUGGGCUGGAUAGAGGGGUCGCAGCGAUGGGGAAGGAGGCCUGGGGCAUGAUGCAGGAAGACAUGAACGUGGUCGAAGAUAAGGAGAACCCGGUUGAGGUCGCGCGGCCGGCUCCCAAGGACGGGGAGGCGCCGACGCAUCGGGUGUUUCCCGGACGCUACGAGCGUUCCGGGAUCUACUUCGGCAGGAAAGAGGGCGAGGGGAAGGACGGCCAUGCCGUGAAGCUCGUGCAGGAUGCCGUCGAGCUGCUGAAAGGGAUUCCCGGCGCCUGCCAGGUGAAGAAAACGGAGAACGACCCUUCGACGGCGGUGGUCAUCAUGACAGUAGGGCAACACCAAGACGGGUACUGGAAUUGCGCACGGAUGUUGGAGCCAAUUCCGGGGCUCAUCGCCAUCCACGAGCUGACAAGCGAGCCACACCGGCAGCUGGUCAUGGUCUUCGACAACUCUACCGGGCACUCGGCGUUCGGCGCCGGCGCAUUGGUGGGUGAGCACGUUGCCCUGAGGCCAGGGGGAGCGCAGGGCGCUCUUCGCAAUUUCGAGGACGACGAGGGGAACCCCGUGCACACCACCUUCAGGGUGGUGGACAACACGGGGCAGGGAAAGGAGGAUGGCGAAAAGGACGGGGACUCGGGUGGGAGCGGGGCAGCUGGUGAAGCAGGCAAGAGGCGUCGCUGCUGCGUCGUGCGCGUUCUGUCUGAGCUCAAGGCGUUCAGGGAGGAGCUCAACAUGGUUGAGAAGCUCUUCAAGGCACACGGGCACCUGUGCAUCUUCUUGCCGAAGUACCACCCAGAGCUCAACGCAAUCGAGCGAUACUGGGGGUACAUCAAGCACCUCCUCCGCCUCCACUGCGAGUAUUCCCUUCGCCACAUGCUCCAGGUCUUGCCCGGCGCGUUGAGCGGCGUACCCGCACGGUUUAUCCGCGCAUGGAGCAGGGUGACGUGGCUGUACAUCGAAGCCUACGACGAGGGCCUGGAGGACUACCUCGAGUACCGCGAUCUCAAGGAGUGGGGGAAGCACCGAGAAGCCACCGCCAGGGGAGAUGCCGUGAUUCAGGCGAGGGGGGCGGGGAAGACGCCGGAGCAGAAGAAGGCAGCCGAGGCGAAGGCGCUUGCGGCUGUGCAGGAAGUGCGCAAGCAGUCGAUGGCAGCGACCAGGGAAGCCAUCAACACGUGGACGAGCAAGAGAGCCUCCCGGAAGGAGCAGCUACGGCUGUGGAUUUUGCGCAACACGAUGAAUUUUUUGAGGAAAUGGUUGGGCGGGCACGCUCAGGCGUGAGUGGGGAGGGUACGUAUCUAUAUGUCGCGGUGUGUUGUAGUGUUGGUUUCUCGCGUUUAGGCGCGGUAGAGGCGUUCGUCAUGGUCACCAACUC
Molecule: messenger RNA, 2154 nt
Organism: Ectocarpus sp. CCAP 1310/34
Lineage: Eukaryota; Phaeophyceae; Ectocarpales; Ectocarpaceae
Source: the annotation of a GenBank genome assembly